This is a messenger RNA of Pseudomassariella vexata, 1785 nucleotides long. RefSeq lists its product as uncharacterized. The record is from RefSeq and is a predicted model, not a curated record. The coding region runs from base 1 to 1785 and encodes 594 amino acids. The transcript has 6 exons. NCBI's taxonomy places the organism in Eukaryota, Fungi, Ascomycota, Sordariomycetes, Amphisphaeriales, Pseudomassariaceae.
AUGGAUGACCUGGCUCACUUCUACGGUGCACCUGCUUCGGCGGCCGCUUCUUCAGCUACUAUGAAGCCUACGACAGCCUCGACACCCAAAAACGCCAAAGCCAUUGACGCUCUCCAUUUUGAUCAGAUAGAUCAGAUGGGCGAGUCGGUCAAGAACCAAGUGGCCUCUAAGGCAUCAUCAAAGCAAUCAUCCACUGGUCAGUCAUCCUCAGGCUUCAACAUUGGUCCGCAGGCCGGGGGCCAUACUGAACUCACGGUUACAGGACAUUCAAGCUGGGCUUACCGAAGCCGCAGGUCCAUAACCUGGCCUGCUGAGCCUAUUACUCAGCAAUGGAAUGAAUAUAGAACGCAGGGCAGAAAACUUCAAGCCAAGCCAAUAGACGCGGUGUUCACCUUGUCUCAUUACCCCGCCUUGACCGAGGGCGUUGUGACGGCCAUACACAAAGAGCUGGCUAGACGACUUCCAAAGAAGGUCAUGCUCAGAGUGGAGGGACAGGCUCCAUAUGAGUAUCUCUACAUCAGUGCAGACUCGGGGAGUGUUGUAAUUGAUGGGAUUCGCAUGGCCCGGUCUUUGGCCGAUGAGUUGAUCGCUGACAAGACGAUCAAAACUUGCGAGAUGUUUGCCGAACCCCCAGCCUUCCUCAAUGAGUUUUGCAGGAUUGUACUCGACAUCAACGCGUCGGGUCCAGGUCACCCCCGAUUGUUACAGCAUGGCAACCAGGAUCUCCCGGACCCCCAGCGACUUGCUGACCAUCAAACCAAAUUCCUCGAUGACUUUUGCCUGAGGCUCUCUGCUGCCCUCAAGCGAGUUGGGCGCCUGGAUUCUGGUACUGAACUCAGGGUUAAGUUUGGACGCUUUGUGCUUCAAACCUAUCCCAAGGUUCCAGAUGGCGGAUACACAUUCGAUCGGUUCUCAUCUGUGCUGCAAGAUCCCCGGGCGACAGGCAAGCUACAGUCUCAGUUCAGUGGCAUGGAGAAGGCCUUGCGAGUACUCGGGACAUUCAAAAGAGAGGGUUCUGCGUUUGGGUCAACCGUAUUCGCCGACCCAGAUCCAUCCCUGGUCAGGCCCGAUUUCUUGUUAGAAGCAUUUUCACGAGGGCAUAAGUUCGAGGCUGCCCUGCAGAGCCCGGCCGCUGCAAGCCUUCCAGGUGAAACCAUCACGUUCAAAAUGCCUCUGAUCGAAGCAUUCAAAGUGGAUGCUAGUGACAGAAAGCUGGACAUCAUUACGGUUACCCCGGGCAGGAAUUUUGACUGGAAGAUCGAGACUGUUGACAAGGCAGCCGUGACGGAGAAAUCGUUCAACGCGAUCGAGAAGUACCUGAAGUCAGCCACGGUCGCCAUGUCCAAAGAGAACCAGGUCGUCGACAUCAACAAGGACUAUCCCCGCAUUCGCCUGGAGCAUCGCAAUCCGAUCGCCUAUCAGUUUGACAAGGUUGCCAUCAAAAGUGUAUUCCGCUUCGAGUUCACGGGGACCUUGUACAUCGUCGACUUUACGAUCCGGCGGGAAUGGAAAAGCAUGCGCGCAAUGACGGAGGGAGAAGUGGAACCGGCGGUCACCUUCUCCAUCACUGUCUACGGUGGUCAUUGGGAUGAUAGUAUGCGGGCAUCCAACCUUGGCCUAGGAGGCCGCGGAUGGGGCGAGGAACUCCAAGUCUUGCUUCCCAGCGACGGCCAAGGACUGUCCCCGCCGGACGCAAAGGGCAGAGUUCGAGCUUUCGUUGGAGUGAUCCACGCCAUUCGGGAUGCUCUGGAGUUGGCUCUGGAUUCGCCUCACGAAUCCGCCUAG